CCAGCCAGCGGUGACGGGUGGGCUGCCGAGGUCGAAUGCGCGCUCGGGUGUUGUGAGGCAGGCAGGAAUGCACGACGUCGACAGCCCACCCCCAGCCAGCCAUGGGCCUGUGAAGCUGACGUCGAGACACGGCGACUUCCACCAAGUACCAUCUUCCCACACCCCCCACGGCCGCGCAGCACCGGAGCCAUGGCCGCCCUCUACGACGACCUCAGCGGGUCGCGGUACCUCAGCUCGUCCAUCAGCAGCCUGUCGGCGAGCCGGCAGCAGUCGUCGCAAAUUGCCAAGGCGUACCGCCAGGCCGCCCAGCUGUUCCUCACGCGGCGCCUGCCCGAGGCGCUGUCGACCAUUGAGCCCAUCAUCAGCGCGCCGCCGACGGACGGAGACGCGCUGCAGGACCCGGACGGCGCAUCCAGCCUGCCCGGCUACGCGCCUGUCGCGACGGCCUCGCGCGGCACGCGGGUCAAGGUGUGGAGCUUCUACCUGACGUUCCUCAACAGCGUCGUCGAGCUGGGCGCUGAGGAGGGCAAGCAUGCCUUUGGCAGCGCCCGCUGGAAGGCCCUGGUGUCCAAGUGCCGCGACGGCAGCGUGUGGGACCAAGUGGUGCGCGACGGGUACGCCGGCAUCGAGGGCGACGUCGACGCCGACGUGGUCGUGAACCUGAGCACGCUCCUCCUCACCCACUCGCCCUCGCAGCGCCUCAACCAGGCGCGCCUCGAAGCCUACCUCGCCGCGACCGCCCACCCCACCUUCGACAUUGCCUCGCACCUCGCCUCGCCCGGCCACCUGGCCCGCCGCAGGUCGCACACGGGCACCGACACCCCGCGCGACCUCAACACGCGCAUCAAGCUGCUCGAGCUGUACACGCUGCACGUGCUGCCGCGCAACGACGAGUGGCACUAUGCCCGCGAGUUCAUCGGCAUGAGCGAGGUGCUCGACGACGAGCGCAAGGAGGCCUUCCUGCUGGCGCUGCACAGCCUGAAGGAGGAAAAGGACGACGCCGAGCUGCGCGAGGAGAAGCUGCGCCAACAGCAGCUGGAGCAGCUGGAGGCCCGUCGCCGCGAGACGGACAAGCAGCGCGCCGAGCAGGCACGCAUCGACGAUGAGCGUCGCCAGCACGACGACGCGCGCGUCCGCAGCGAUGCCGAGCGGCCCGCGCCCGACCACAGAGCCGACCGGCUACGCCAGCCCAAAGCCGCCUCCCCCCGCCGCACCCCCGCGCCCCGCCGCACGCCGGCGAAGAAGCCCUCCCCGCCGCCGCCCGGCCUGUAUGCCCGUGUCGGCGGCCUGUUCGCUGCCGUGCAGAAAUCCAUUGCCGACUCGGCGCGCCAGAUGACGGCCAACCCGCUGGCCUUGCUGCGCACCCUGCUGUUCCUCGUUGCGUUUGGGGUCGCGUUUGGGAAGAGGGAUUUGCGAGAACGCAUCAUGCGGCUCGUCAGGCAGGCCGUGGAUAAAGUGCGCCGGACGGUCGGCAUGGGCGUCAAGGUGUCGUAUAUCUAGUCGUGUACAUGAGCCUGCUUGGGACUUGGGGCUUGAACUUGGGACUUGAGACUCGAACUUGGGACUUGAGGCUCGAACUUGGGACUUGAGGCUCGAACUUGGGACUUGAGGCUCGAACUUGGGACUUAGGCUCAAACUUGGAACCAGGGUGGUGCGUAGCCAUACGCUACGUUGGUGCAUAGCCAUACGCUACGUUGGUGCAUUCUUAUACAACUGUUAUAUCAUGGCCCGCAGCGUUGGUGCAUUCUUAUAUAAUUAUCAUAUCAUGGCAUACUGGUGCCCGCAGCAUCUCUGCGGUGAAGCAUCUUCUCCUUUGUACCAGCGAAUACGACCUUGUCCAUUCCACGCAACGCUCCCGCUCCUCCUCUUGAGGAACCAUGCAAAACAGAGCGAGCAAAUAUCAAGCCGGAGUGCGCUGAGGAGAGUAACAAGGCUGAGCAAGUGAGCUCAAGGUGACGAGAUCAGGAAUCGUAUUCAUCCAAAAGCGCCA
Molecule: messenger RNA, 1990 nt
Organism: Didymella exigua CBS 183.55
Lineage: Eukaryota; Fungi; Ascomycota; Dothideomycetes; Pleosporales; Didymellaceae
Exons: 2
Coding region: 190-1500 (436 amino acids)
Source: RefSeq, a predicted model, not a curated record